GAAAAGUAUAGUAGAGAGAGCAGCAAGGCCUUUUGCUUUCUCCUUUUUUGUCCUUAAAUUAAUUAAGCCUUGUGUGUUGAGAAAGAAUCCAAUUAGGGAAGUUUCUUAUAAACUCCCCAUAUUUCAAAACAAAAUCCUCUUUAAUUUCACAAGCAACUAUAAAUUUAACUCAUAAUUACGUACACCAAUUUCAUAAUUCCUUUAAAUUAAUUAAAGAAAAAUGGGUGUUGGAGGAACAUUGGAGUACAUAUCAGAUAUGAUGAGCAUUGAUAAGCCAAAGAAGAAGAAGAAGCAAUUUAAUACAGUGGAACUCAAAGUUAGAAUGGAUUGUGAAGGCUGUGAACUUAAAGUCAAAAAUGCUCUUUCUUCUAUGAGUGGAGUGAAAUCAGUGGAGAUAAACAGGAAACAGCAGAAGGUGACAGUAACAGGAUAUGUGGAAUCAAACAAGGUGUUAAAGAAGGCAAAGUCAACAGGGAAAAAGGCAGAGAUAUGGCCUUAUGUCCCCUAUAAUUUGGUAUCCCAACCAUAUGCUGCUCAAGCUUAUGACAAAAAGGCGCCUCCUGGCUACGUCAGGAGGGUCGAUCAGUACCCAACUACGGAAACUGUUGCGAGAUUUGAGGACCCUUCCUAUGUCAACAUGUUUAGUGAUGACAAUCCUAAUGCUUGUUCCAUCAUGUAAUUUACCAGUAAUAUUUUGAAGAGAAAGCUAAUGAAAGUUGGCAUGAGAAAAACAAAUGUAGAAAUUUGGACAAUUUCUUUUACUUUGGGAUGGUUCUUGAGCCCAAAGUCUAUCAAAAAUAGUUUAUCUACCUCGUACAAAUUGAGGAUAAAGUUUACAUAUAUUUUUUUCUCUUCAAAUUCCACUUAUGAAAUCACAUUGAAUAUGUUAUUGUCGUUCGAGCCCCGGGUGGGGACAGAGUUGAAAGGUUAAUUAUUGUAUUUUAAGUUUUGCAUGACUUUUUUGGAAGUGAUUUAGCAGUAUUCAGAAUUUGUCAAUUUUGAAAAGGGUUGUAGUAAACCUGUUGUAAUUGAAUACUACUUGAAUGUUCUCUUUU
Molecule: messenger RNA, 1055 nt
Organism: Solanum dulcamara
Lineage: Eukaryota; Viridiplantae; Streptophyta; Magnoliopsida; Solanales; Solanaceae
Product: heavy metal-associated isoprenylated plant protein 23
Exons: 2
Coding region: 221-679 (152 amino acids)
Molecular function (GO): metal ion binding
Source: RefSeq, a predicted model, not a curated record